Nicrophorus vespilloides is the source of this 1720-nucleotide messenger RNA. RefSeq names its product cytochrome P450 9e2-like. Lineage: Eukaryota; Metazoa; Arthropoda; Insecta; Coleoptera; Silphidae. Gene Ontology annotation, molecular function: iron ion binding; monooxygenase activity; oxidoreductase activity, acting on paired donors, with incorporation or reduction of molecular oxygen. The transcript has 4 exons. The record is from RefSeq and is a predicted model, not a curated record. The coding region runs from base 16 to 1596 and encodes 526 amino acids.
GUAUUUAGAGUAAAAAUGUUUUGGUUACUCAUUGGUUUGUUGUUAGCAAUAUUUUGUUGGUUCAACUAUAAAAAAUUGAAUUAUUGGGCUGACAAAGGUGUUAAACAAAAAAAAGUGUUUCUGUUGUAUGAGUUAUUUAAAGUGAUUUAUAUGAAAAAACCAUUUGCAGAAUUUAUACAAGAUAGUUACAAUGAAUUUCCAAACUCAAGAUAUAGCGGUGGUUUUCAAUUCUACAGACCUGUAUUAGUGCUGAGAGAUUCUGAGUUGAUAAAGCAGAUAACUGUGAAAGAUUUCGAUCAUUUUACUGAUCACAUGAACUUUAUUCCGGAAGGUACUGAGCCCCUAUGGACAAGUAAUUUAUUUGCUUUGAAAGGUGAUAAAUGGCGAGAUAUGAGAGCUACUCUUAGUCCGGCAUUUACUGGUAGUAAAAUGCGAGCUAUGUUUGUACUAAUGUCAGAAUGUGCUCAAGAAGUUUCCAAACACUUUGAGAAUCAUCCAGAGGAAAGCAAAUCCAUUGAGAUGAAGGAUUUAUUCACGAGGUACACUAACGACGUUAUAGCAACUUGUGCCUUUGGAGUAACAUGCAAUUCAAUUAAACACAGGAAUAAUGAGUUUUAUUUGAUGGGAAAGUUGGCGACGAAUUUCAUGGGUUUUUGGAAGAAUCUGAAAUUGAUAUUGUACAUAAUGAUGCCUAAAUUAUUCAAAGUAAUUGGAAUUUCGUUCUUUGACAAGAAAGUGUCGACGUUCUUCCGUCGUAUCGUUAAGGAUACCAUUAAAAUGCGAGAAGAAAAUAAUAUUACACGACCGGACAUGAUUCAUUUGUUAAUGGAAGCUAGGAAAGGGAGAUUUAAUUACGAAGAGACUUCAGCAGUACAAGAGACUGGCUUUGCUACAGUAGAAGAAUCAGAAGUUGGAAUGAACGCGAAGAAACAGAAAGAUGCAAUCACAGAUGAUGACAUAACGGCUCAAGCGUUAAUUUUCUUCUUUGCCGGAUUUGAAUCUGUUGCCACAUUAAUGGUCCUAAUGGCUUACGAAUUGGCUCUCAAUCCAGAUAUUCAAGACAGAUUGCAAAAAGAAAUUGAUUCAGUUCUCGAAGUAUAUGAUGGAAAUAUAACAUAUGAAGCGAUUAACAAAAUGAAAUAUUUAGAUAUGGUUACUUCUGAGACUUUGAGGAAAUGGCCUAUAGCUAUAGGUAUGGAUCGUGUAUGUGUGAAGCCUUAUACAAUCCAAGCAGUUUUAUCAGACGAAAAACCAGUAACUCUAAAAGUGGGAGACGUUAUUUCGGUACCAGUUUAUGGGAUCCACAGAGAUCCAAAAUAUUAUCCAAAUCCUGAAAAGUUUGAUCCCGAACGAUUCAACGAUGAAAAUAAAAUGAACAUUCAAUCAUAUAUGUAUCUGCCCUUUGGGUCUGGGCCAAGAAACUGCAUUGGUUCAAGAUUUGCUUUGUUAGAAACGAAAGUAGUUUUAGUUUCUUUGCUUACAAAAUUUAACAUUGUUGUGACUGAAAAAUCGGAGAUACCUUUAAAAUUAUCCAAGACUGGUUUCAAUUUCAAUUCUAAAAACGGAUUUUGGUUUGGUUUAAAACGUAGGGCAUAGUUCAUAGGUAAUGUAAAUCUUUUUUUUUUACGUAACUACCAUUAUAAAAUGUUUAUUAUUAGCUAAUAUACAUUGAUGAAAACAGUUAUAAGUUGUAAAAUUAAAAUUAUAGUUGUUAUAAAAA